Molecule: messenger RNA, 981 nt
Organism: Drosophila innubila
Lineage: Eukaryota; Metazoa; Arthropoda; Insecta; Diptera; Drosophilidae
Exons: 1
Coding region: 86-829 (247 amino acids)
Biological process (GO): double-strand break repair via nonhomologous end joining; positive regulation of ligase activity; DNA recombination
Cellular component (GO): nucleus; DNA ligase IV complex; DNA-dependent protein kinase-DNA ligase 4 complex
Molecular function (GO): DNA binding
Source: RefSeq, a predicted model, not a curated record
GCUGAAAAACGUUCUCGGCCAACUCGCUACUUAUCGUUAUCGAAAACAGCUGAUUUAAAACUUGUGCAAUUUGUUAGAAAUUUAAAUGACGGAACACAUUGUUAAAGUAUUGCAGCGCUCGCAGCUGAGCCACAGCCAAACGGAUGUGAAGCCCUUUAUCUACAUGCACAGCAAGUGGCUGGAGGAUGCGAUAGAGCUGCAGUUGUUCAUCACAACGAGCAAUACGAGCUACAAAGCUAUUCUGAAACAUGAUGAAAUUCGAAGUGCAGCCGAAGAAUUGGAGCAGCCCUAUGAUGAGUUUUUCGCCGAAUGCAAAAAGGCACUCACUAUGCAAAUGGGAUUGCCUGGAUUCGACUACGAGCUGGACGAGCAACAGGCACAAUUCAAGCUUUGGAAAUGCACUGGCUUUGAAACGUUGUACGUUGAGGUGUCACUGCGUAAAGUAUCCAACGUCCAUCAGUUGCUAGAUGCAGCGAUCGAAUGUGGACAAAACCUGUCAACUACGAUUCCUUCUGUUGCUACAGUAGCGUCCAGCCAGAGUGAGUCUGCUGCCAGCCAACCUAACGAAUUGGCUGCGGAAUACGAGCAAUAUAUCAAAGAUUCCAAGCUACAAGAGAAGAAACUGCUCAAGAAAUUCCUGUUGCUGCUUAAUAGUAAAAAGCAGCGCAUUGAGGAGCUGGAGCGGCAACUGGAGCGACAUAGGAAUACCGCUGCUGACACAGACACCGAUGUGGAGGACGUGCAGCCGGAGAAUGAAAACACCGACGACGAUAGUGAUUUUGGAGGCGCCACACAAGCCCUAACACAAAAGGAAGCCAUGCAGGAAUGAUGUCUGGCUGGCUCCAAUUUUAUUUAGAAUUCCCCUGGCAUCCUCAAUCAAAAAUAUCAACUGUAUUAAUAUGAAUAAUAUUAUAAGAAAAUUGUACGUUUUUCCUUUCCAGUGAUUUGUUUUUCAUUUUAAUAAAUUAACUUUAUAAGGUA